This is a messenger RNA of Strongyloides ratti, 846 nucleotides long. Its product is annotated as Ubiquitin fusion degradation protein 1 homolog. The coding region runs from base 1 to 846 and encodes 281 amino acids. The transcript is spliced from 5 exons. Gene Ontology annotation, molecular function: polyubiquitin modification-dependent protein binding. The record is from RefSeq and is a predicted model, not a curated record. Gene Ontology annotation, cellular component: VCP-NPL4-UFD1 AAA ATPase complex. Lineage: Eukaryota; Metazoa; Nematoda; Chromadorea; Rhabditida; Strongyloididae.
AUGUAUCGUGGAACUAUUGAUGAUAUUAACAUACUUUCAUGGCCUUAUAAAGCAGAUUUAAGAUGUUUUUCCAUGCGCCAUUAUCCUUUCUGUGAGCCAGAAAAAGCAAAUCAGUAUAAUUAUUCCGGAAAAAUAUUUCUUCCUGCAAGUGCAUUAGAUCAUUUAAUGAAUUCAAAUAUCGAAUAUCCAAUGAUGUUUAAAAUUUCAAACAAAGAAACCAAUGAAUUUACUCAUUGUGGAGUAAUGGAAUUUACUGCUGAAGAGGGUAAAAUUUAUCUUCCAAUAUGGAUGAUGCGUCAACUAAAAUUGAGUGAAGGUGUAAUAAUACGUAUAAAGUAUGUAUCUUUACCAAGAGCAACAUAUGCUAAAUUGCAACCGCAGUCAACUGAUUUCUUAGAAAUUAGUGAUCCAAGAGCUGUUUUAGAGAGAGAACUUGCAAAAUAUUCAUGUUUUUCAAUCAAUGACAAAAUAACGUUUCGAUAUAAUGAUACAGAUUAUGAGGUUUCUGUCGUUGAAUUAAAACCUUCUGAUGCUGUUUGUGUUGUGGAAUGUGAUAUUAACGUUGAUUUUGCUCCACCAGUAGGUUAUGUUGAACCAGAAACGCAACAAACAUCAACGGAGAUGCCGGAUGCUCCUGAUUUACCAAGUUUAAAGGAGGCCGAAAGUAGAUCGUUUCAUGGAAAUGGUUUUAGAUUAGAUGGAAAAGAUAAAAAGAAAAAUACUGCUGAUUGCACAGAACAAAAAAUGAAAGCACUACCAGAGCUUAUUGUUAAUGAAACAUACACACCUGGUAAACUUAAUUUUAUCAGUGAAAUGUCGUUUAAACAAGAAAAAAUAUAUAAUUAA